GGGACAGUGUACUUAGCAACAAUACAGCUUGCAUAGGCCGAGUUUAGCCGCUAGUUCUGUCAAUUUAUCUGGUUCUUUCUGCACUUUCUUAGAAUAUAGACAGAGAUGAUCAAAGAAUGCCAUCUGGGAAGGUAAGAUAGCUUCUUUGUGUUCGCAGUUUCCUGCUGUUUCGUUGCUAUGUUGCUGUGUCACGAAAAUGGAUCGAGAAAUUUAAACUUAUAAAAAGCUUAAUUUGCCAUUAGAAUGACAUUGCAGUUUCUUCAUUUCUGAUUUUUUAUUAGUCUCUAUAUAUUCGAAAUUUCUUUAUAAAAAUUUUUGUCUUACUACCUGGAAGAUUUACGGGUAUCAUUGGUUGUAAAAAGGAGUGCAGCUGUAAAUAUCGUGCAUGAUAAAUUGUUAUUUUCAGGUUAAUGAUCAUCUGGGUCAAGCGAAAAGAGUCAUUUCAUACUUGCUUCAUGUAUAAAACCUAUGUCAUGUUCUCUAAGAUCUUUAUUUUCCACUAAAACACGUCGAAAAAAUGUGAUUUGCAUUUGUCUUUGCCUCAGUCUGUGUUCAUGGAAAACAUUUUGACAUUCAAACCUUUGUGGUGGAGAUAAUUUUAGCAGGCUGCAAUCGCUGACAAAAUGUUGACACACUGUCUUCAAAUGGGGUUCUUGAGGGAAAAAGCAGUCUGCUCUCCUCCCCUCUUCCCACCAUUCAAUGUUGUGGUGUUUGUUACUGUAUAGCUUACUUGUAGCUCAUACAGUACAGCAGCACAGCAGCACAGCAUUGCUUGGAGAGGGUGAGGGAGGGACCCAGGGGCGUACUCUGGAUUUCAAGUGGCAGGGAUGAUCGAUUGGAGGCAAAAAUCAAAACCAAAAAGAAUCCCUGGACCAAAAUUUAACCCCCAAAAAUUCCAUACUGAAUUUCCAAGCUGUAGAAAUUUCCAGAAAGCAGAGACAGGCACAGAGCUAGUUUGGUUUUACUUUAUUCAUGGCACUGCGUGGCUGGUAUACGUGGGAACCAUCAUAAUCUUCAGAUUGUUAUGAAUACCCCCAAAACCCCUACUUAAAGUAUAAACCAAGCUACCCCAAAAAAUACUUGCCAAAAUUUACCUACCCCAAAAAAUCCCCAAAUUGAAAAUUUCAAACCCAAAAAAUCUGGAGUACCCCCAGCUGGGGGGAGGGUAUUUCCACUUUUGCAGUCAGCAUUAAAUGUCACAAAGGCCUUUUGAGGCCAGUUGUCUCAACUAAUUUGUCUUGUUGUUGUAUAUGCUUAAGUUUUGUUUCCAGAUGUAUUGCAUUGUGGUCCAGUUGAUUAAAAACUUUGUAAAACAACAGUUAAGAUUUGUGAUGCAAAGCAUUUUAAAGUAAAAUGCUCACACUUGUAAUUUUUAAAAAACUUACACUUGUAAUAACGUGUGCCUAUAUCUGACAAAAGCAAUGGAACAGCGUCUUGGAAAGAGUGAGUCAACCAGACCUCAAAACAUCAACUGUACAACAGUGUCUCUGUCAUUGUUUUUCAUCCUCAGCAGACUUUAAUAAUUAAAUGUACAGUUUCCAAACUUGUGUUUGUAAGCCACAAACUUCUCUGUAUUCAGCAGUAAUUGUCAAAAUAAAAAAAUAACAAGAAUCUUUAAAAAUCUACAUGUAAGCUAAGGUUUACCUAUUUUGUAUCGUUCAUGAUAAGGUUCAUUUUGCUAUGUAUUUACAGCAAGUUUUACAUUAAUCAUCUCUGAAAUCACCUCUUUGAAACUUCUGACUAUUAAAUCCAAUUGUUGUCUUUAUUGCUAAAGGUUGUAGAUUAGUACAUUGAAAAAGGUAGCAUUAAUUUGUGCAGAAAUAGGAGGAUAAUGUCAGAGCUAGUCAUACGAAAUGGUUUAAUACUACUUUGUAAGGAAGCAAUUGCUUUGUAACCAAGUAGUUGUUUAAAGGUGUUUACUGGUCAUCAGGAACUCACCAAUAAUGUUUUGGAAAAUUUAAAAAUAACUGACUUCACUGAUGUUAUUGAGAUUUUUGGAAGCUUCCAGUAGGAGAUCAAUCCCAUCGAUUAGUAUGCUGAACUUUUCAUAAGCUGUCAACCUAGUCAAAAUCAAAGUUGUUUGAAACUUGCUCCAAAGGCAAAAUUCCUGGCUGGGCUAGAUAGGAAGAAUGGCUGAGCUGUUCCAAAUUGUAAUAAGCAUUCCUACAAAAUAAUGUAGUUGAUUCAGCAUCUGAAUGUGACCUUAAACUCAUGCAAAGCAUGAAAUAUAAUUGGUUAGUCAUUUGUCUGGAGGAGCGUGAUAUUUAGUUUCUCACAUGUGGUGGAAAGAUGCAGUGAACAACCACAACCAUAACUGCGCAACUUUGGGGAGGAAAUAGAGAUUUGAUGUCAGUUAGAGUUAAGCUGUCUGUAGCUAAGAAAGAUAAAACUCUGUCACUCAAAAAAAUAACUGGUGAACAAGUUUUCAGAUUACAACAUAAAGAAACCAACAAAUUUUAAUUAAUUUUUAAAAAUUUUGAAGGAAAAUAUUGUAAUUUGUUUACCCAUGGAGCACUUGGGACUUUUUUGUAUCUGUGUGUUCCAGAUCGAAUUGGAAUUUGGAAGUGUUGGUUUUUAAGGAGAGGGGAAAACCAGAGUACCCGGAGAAAAACCUCUCGGAGCAAAGCAGAGAACCAACAACAAAUUCAACCCACAUAAUGGCGUCGACACUUGGUUUUGGUGGAAGGUCAAUGCUCUCACACUCCUCCAUCCUGACUUAGUUUAUUAUGACUGUUAUUAGUCAUUUUUUUUACCUCACACUCAACAAUUAAUGUUACGUGUACAGAAAACCCAAGGAGAUUGUCUUGUAGUUAAGCUGCAUCUUAGAUUUGAGCCUAGAAUUUAUAAAAGGUGCAGCUACAGUCAACUCUUUCAUAGCAACCACUUCUCACAUAGCGACCACUUUUUUGUACACCAAGGGUGGUGGCUUAUGAGACAGUUGACUGUAUAAUAAUACAAAUUUUGCCAAAGUUGCAGUGAUACAUUUCUACUGAAAAUUGUAUGAAUUUUUAUUAUCUUUGCCUUAUUUUUUUUAGGAUCGUAAGGAGGACACGUGGAAGGAAUCUGACCUCAAAAAGGUGUUAAAGGUAAGGAUAUGAUGUAAAUGUAGUUAAAAAAGAUGAAUUCACACGAUGUGAUUAAACUAGACAAUUUAAAUGAGACUGAGCAAAGUCUAAUUGGAUUAUUUUUCGUUUCUGGGAAACUGCCCACCUAACCUUCCCCUAAGCCAACAUUUUGCCCUAAGUAAGAACUAAGGUAGUGUUAAUGUUGGUUUAGGGGAGGGGAACAGUUGUAGGUGGGCAGUUUCACAGGAAUGUAAAAUGAUCCGUCUAAUUUUCUCUGUUAUUAUACCUGAUAACAAACCCUUCCACGUGUUUUUUUCAACUUUUGACAUGGACAGGUAAGGGGAAAUCCGUCAGCACUACUGGAAAGAGCACCUUAACAUUAGUACAGUUGCCAAGUUUGAAAGGGAUUUGUUGAAAAGUACCAAAGAUAUAGCUCCUCAAAGAAGUAAAAUUUUACAGAUGUUUGUAUGGUGGGGUCCGCACCAUAUCAAUGUCUGUAAGUUUUUGCAACUUUGGGGAGCUAUAUCUUUGCUUGCUUAAGGCGUAUAACUUUCAAAUUUGGAAAUUUUACUAAUUUUAAGGUGCUCUUCAGUCCAACCAAUUGGUCCAUGUCAAAAGUUGAAAAAAUUGUGGAAGGAUCUUUUAACUAAAGAAAACACUUAGUUAAAAAAAAUGCUUCAUAUGUAACCAAAAACUGUCAAAGUGAGAAACAAUGAGGGUGCAACCUACAAGUACACCCCUUUAAACUCUCAUUGAAAUAUGGUUAUGUUGUAGAAAGGGAGGAAACAAUAGUGAGCAGAUUGUGGAGGGCAACUAAGUGUGGUAAAUUGCUGCCUGCUGCAUGGGUAUUUGAUGUUGUGCUAAACUCGAAAUAAUAGGAAAUGUCAGAGCAAAAACUUAACCAGAUCUGCAUGUACAUAGGCGUAUGGUAGAGGUCAAAUUUGAUUUCAGGUUACAUUAUUUUAACCUAGGUGAUUUUCAAUUUACUUUGUCUCUUAGCCCUAAUUAUUCAUGAAUUAGGGCUAGGAAACAAAGGAAAUUGGGAAUCAACCCGGGGGGUGGGGGUGGGGGGUACUUUAGGAAGUUUUGGGUGGGGAUGUGCCGCUGGGACCCUGGAACCCUUAACCUAUACCAGAGUUACAUUUUGCUACCCUAUGCUAGAGUAAACUCCCCAAAUCCCGCGUAUCCUACAUGUAGAGCAGCUGUUUCCCUAGUCUAGAUAAAAUCUUCAACCAACUGAUCAGUUUUCUGAAAAAUGAUACCCUAUUCUAGACCCAAACUCUCUGAUUGCAAAAGUAUUAUCCCAGAGUAAAAUGAAUAUGAAAUUCAACUGAAAUCAAAUUUGAUUUUUUAUACAAAUCACUGGUGCCACAUUAGACAAUGCAAAAAGUUUUCAAUGGAUAUGAAAUUCUGACAUUUUUUUAUAGAACACUGGCCAAUUGCAGCACUGUUUUUGUGAAAGUGGCUGUAGAAAUUGUUAAAAAGAGCUCAGCAUUAUGUUUUAUUCUGAUUCACAUGUUUUCAAGUUUUUCAAAGUUGUGCAAGUCUACUUGCAUUUAGCCAGUCGUAGGGUCAUUUUUUUGCAAAAUGAAUGACCGAUAAAAACUUUUCGGAAACAUCCAAAAAGAAGCAAAUUUGUCUGCAUUAAGUCCAAUCUUCAGUUCAUGUAUAAUUGACACAAAUGUACCCUUUUUGUAAAAAAUGAAUUUCAAGAUACACUGUAUCUUGAAAUUCCUCUUUUAGAUUUUUGUGUUCAACUUUGCACAACAGAAGACAAGCACCUAAAGUAUAUGUUGUGUAAAGCAUUUCCAAAGAAAAUGCGAAAGGGCUAAAAUUCGAUUUAGAGCUUAAACUAUUGUGACGUAUAUUUGCCCAAAAAUGUAUCUCAUUUUAAAGUUUAGUCUAUGCGUAAUAUAUUGUAGGUCAUGUGUUAUAAUGGUUUUACAAUGAAGAUUGAAAGAUGGAAGGUGUCGCUAAAAACAUACUUGGCCACUGAGCCACCCUCAGGUGGCUUCGUCAUUAAUACAGGCAUAUUGAGCUAUGACAAACUUUGAUGGCUCUGAAACUUUGCAAAGAACAACAGAUAUCAUUCAGCAAUAAUAUGAAAUAUUCUGAUUUUAUUGCUGGUAAAUACAUGUAUGUUUUGCAAAAUUAGCACUUAAAAUGACCCUACUCUUUAAAAAAAUUGCAUGUAGUAGAUAAUUUUGAUCAUAUUUUGGACUGAAAUUUCCAGUUUUGGCUUUUAGUGACAUAAUAAAUGUGCCUCAGAAAUUUCAGGCAAAGCGUCGGAGCAGAAGUCUGUAGCUAAAAAUCGUACAUGUAAAUAGUUUUUUGCGGAAUUUCGAAAAUAAAUUGCGCUGAGGUAGAACGAGCUACCAGUUUGAAUUUUCAGGGCAAGUAAUUGCGGGGUUUGCUUAUUGAUAAAACAAAAGUCAAUUGCCAAUGAGGCUGUAGAGACAGUACUUUUCAGUUUUAGAAGCAUUAUAAAAUUGCUCCAGACCUUGCUCUGAUGUAAAAUGACUUGUUCCUUUAAUUUUUUUUUUAUUUACAGAAUGUAGGUAUUUUUUCCACCUCCCAACACACCUACAAGUUUGUAAGGCAGUUUCUGAUUUAAAUGUUUGGUUGUUUGUAACAGUGUUAUUCUUUUCAUUUUGAUCCUUAAUCAUUUAUUAUGAACCAUAGUUAGUGUAUCGGAUAAUUGUACCCCUGGUUGGAUAUUUCUGGUGCUUUAUGUUCAUGUACAUGUAUAUAAGGAAUAAUUACAAUUAUAAUUACCUGCCUGUUCUCAAAACAAGCUUCUUAGUCUGUUGUGGUGUUUAGCAGUAGUCAUAAAUCAUGAGAAUCUUUGCUAGCCCAUGGAGUUGGAUAAGCAGAUUUUCUGAGCCCUGAUGUUAUAUAUGAUUACAUGUAUAUAAUAUUUGGAUUUUUCGAUUAAAUCACAAAUUGCAACUCAAGAGGCGUGGCUUUUGUUUAUUUUGCUUGGUUGCUGAUGACCCGUAAUGUUUUAGCCUAUUCCAGUUGUUUUAGAUGCAUGAGAUGCAUGUCCAUUAUUAUCUCCCAAUUGCAGCCAGACGAUAAGAAACGAUCAAAAGAUGAACAGGGUAAGAGAUCAUCAAAAGAGCGUUCAAGUCAAAGGUCUGAUGCAGAGAAGAGAGAACAGAAGGUAGUGUGUUGUUUAUGGGUAAUAUUUGGAUAUCUUUGUUUCCUGAAGGCUUGCAUGUCUUUCCCCUCCAUUUUUUGCAUCAAUCCUUUAAGUUACAUGUAAGUUACAGUAAUUCCCUUGAAGAGGACAUACACUGUACUCUCAGAGUUUUUUUUCAAACUUGGCACAAUUUUUUUAUUGAUAACCAUUACACAUGUAGGACUUUGAAAAACUACAAUUAUAAAAAGGUGGAGUCACUUUCCUUGUUUUCGCGCUGGGAGCCUGUAAUUCUAAGUAACUGUUCUUUUUUCUAGUUGUGCACAAAAUAACCGCUAAAAAUUAAUAUUAUUUUGCAAAAACUAUGAGUCUUACUAAAACCUAGAGUCGGUUUGUUUGUCUGGGCUGGAAGAUACCAGCGAAACUUUGCAGACUGUAUUACAUGUACAUCUAACGCCGCUGCAUCCGUCCUUUUGGCUGCCGAAGAUGUCUUAAUAAAGUAUUUACCUAUCUCUAGCUAUCUAUAAUUUUUCAGUAAAGUGACUUCAAAUUCCACGAUCUUGCAAAAAAUGUGUUAAAAUGGAAAGUUUUCCAAUCACCUUUCAUGUAGCAUUGUGCAAAACAAGAGAAUUACCUCAAAUAAUUAUAGUGGUUAGUGGUUACUUACUCAUGGCUUGGUUAUUUACAUGUACAUGUAUUAAUGUACUCACGUCACCUCAACGAUUCUCUGACAUGCCUCGUGGCAUAUAAGGCCUCCAAAGAGUCCUUCCAUUUUUCUCGCUGAGCCGCAGUGGUCUUCACUUCCUCACAUGAUUGCCAUCCUGCUUUUGCUCUUUCCUUUUCAACCGUUUUGCUCCGCGUGGUCUUUGGCACUCAUGAUGUGUAUGUUUCUAACGGUCAUUUUUCUCGCUACCUGCGCAAUGUUACCACUUCUGUACAGUGUAUGUACAUUCCAGUUUCUGAUCUUCCUGAUAUUUUUGGGGUGUAUCGGUUGCCUAUGCAGUUCGGUGGUGUCCUGUUGCCUUUGACCCCCCACGCAUCAUAGAAUCGCCCCUAUUGUGAGGACCGGCCACAGUGUUCCCUUGAUAAAGUGAAUUUUUUCUGCUUGUGGUUUCUGUAAUGACAGGGUUAUACAGGAGAGGGCUAUUAGCCCUCACCCCAACCCCCAGCUUGAAGGACUUUUAAUGUACUUUAUAAAAUAACUAAGAUAGUGCCGCGCGUUCUGUUUGGUUAAAAAUCUAUGGUUUAUUGUGCCAGUAAACUCAUAGAAAACUGAAACACUUUCCGUUUUACUUAAAGUUAUUUUGUGAAAGCAAUAGAUCAAAUUUUCUAUGGGUUUACCGGCGUGAUAACCUACUUGGGAUGUUGGGAGAACACUCGUAAAUCACUCGCCUUCGGCUCCUGAUUUACAAGCUUUUCUCGUGUUCUCCCAACAUCCCGCGUAGGUUAUUACGCCGGUAAACCCAUAGAAAGUGUGGUCUUUUGCUUAAGUAAACAGUGUAAAAAAUCCGUCUUUUCAUUUAGUGAUCACCUUAUCAUAGAGAAGGUUUCCAGCGUCCCAGCGAACACCAAAACAACUUUCAACUAAAAUCACUCUUUUCCAAAAACUAAGAGUCCAGGACAGAUGAACACGUGAUCAGGUCUAUCUUAGUCGGGGCACUUACCACUUGUCAGAACUUCAUGGUUGGCCAGACCAGUCAAGUUGUAAGAGGAAUUCUACAAUAACAGUGGACCCUCGAUAUAACGAAGGGCCAAAGGACUGCCAAAAUUUGUUCGCUCUAACGAGGUUUCGUUAUAUCGACGUUCUUUUUCAUAUAUUUUACUAUUACUGGGGUAAAGAAAAUCGCUCGUUGUAUCGAGGACGUUGUUAUAUAGAGGUUCGUUACAUCGAGGUUCCGCUGUAAUCUGGGCUAUCCAGCCAGAUCAGUUGAUUCCUUAAAAGUAUGCACGGCGGGGAUGGGGUUUAACAGGUAAAAAUUUCCUGAAAUAUUAAUUUUUAUUUGCAAGAUGACUGAUCUGGCCGGCCAGUUCUGUCUUUUGGAAAGCGGUCUCAGUAAAACGUUGUAGCUUCAGGUUAAAAGGUGUACCUCCCUUUGAAAAGAAAGUACCAAAGUAAUGGAGAAAACUGGUUAAUUAAUGUUAGUAAUCUACCUUUAUUGAACCACAGUUACAUAUUAAUAUCGAAACAAUGUAAUAAUGCAACAAAUGCAAUCCAAAACUGGCGAAAUUCAGUUAUAAUUUUGUGAAUUAAUAAUUAUUUGAAAUAUUUUACAGGAAAGAGAUGAUGAUCGCAAGAGAAGGGGUCAUGAUGACGUAGCCAAUGGAGAGACGGAUCAUAGGCGAAGAGACAGGGAAAGAGAUCGAGAGAAAGACAGGGAACGAGAAAGAAGGAAAAGAGAUGAUGAAAGAGAUAAGGAAAGGCCAAGAGAAAGAGAUCGAGAUCAUGACAAGGACAAAAGACGGGAAAAGGAAGGCAGAGAAAGAAGCAAAGAUUCGGAAAGAUCAAAAGAUAGAGAAAGACGGAAGGAUAGGGACGAUGAUGACCAAGAACGUGACAGGGAUAGGAGAAUGCGUGACCCGGAAAAAACCAAAGAUGGCAGUGGACAUGAACGACGGGAAAGACGCAGUGAAAGGGAUAGGAGUAAAGAGAGGGAUGGUGAUCGAGACAGGAGGAAAGAAAAGAGUAGCGGGGACAGAGACAGGGAACGAAGAAAAGAAAAAGAACAGGAAAAGAAAGGAGAAGCAGAUGGGCAUGAACGACGUAAAGAUAGAGAUACCAGCCGGGAGAGAAGAAAGGAUAGAGAACGAGAAGGCAAAGUUAGAGACACUAGUCCAGACAGAAGAAGGGAGAAAGAACGAGUAAGCGGCAAGGAUAGGGACACCAGUCGGGACAGAAGAAAAGAUAGAGAACGAGAAGACAGGGAUAGAGGCAAAGAGAGAACAAAGGAUCAUGAUGGAGAUAACGACAGAGAGCGGAGAAAAGACAGAGAUCGAGAGAAAGACAGGGAUCGAGAGAAAGACAGGGAACGGGAAAAAGACAGGGAGAGACGUAAAGAGAGGGACAGAGAUAGGCUGGAAAAAGGCGAUAAAGUACCUGACAAAGAUGAGAGGCGGAAAAGUGAAAGACAUUCCAAGGACUCAGAGAGGAGGUCAAAAGCAGAGGUACAUUUAAUUAGUACAGUGUACAUAUUUUUACUGGUUUUUGUGUACAUCGUACAAGCUAAGGCUUAAAAUGCCACUACAGUGUGUGUAUCUGUGACUUUGGAAAUAUUCUCUCCACCGGCUAAGUCACUGUCUAGUGGAAAAGUGUUAUGGAAACCAAUUGCGUUAUUCUCUGAUUAGUGUUUCAUCCAGUGGACUGAACACCUGUCACCAGCUCUACAUUUUCAUUUACCAUAUGCCAAUUGUGGUAUCCGAUCACUGACUAGCAUUUUAGAAAAAUCGUGAACCAUUUCAUAUUGUAAAAAAGUAUCUGAUACAGUUACCAUUAAAUAGUAUAACGCUAUAUAAUUUUUUACCUAAAAUUGCUUUAGAGAUCUGAGGAAAGAGAUAAAGAAGAAAGAAUAAAAAGAAGAGAAAGAGAAUUGAUGGAUUCUCUCAAACAAGAGGAGGUAUUAAUAUUAGUGUUUAUUUUUUCAGACUCAUGUCUAUAUAUUAGGUCUCUGGCAGUACGUGUUUAAUUACCCUAAGGAACCUGAGAGUAUUGGAGAUUGUUGACCUUUCUUGUUGAGCUUUCCUUUCGUGUAAAAAUUUAACUGUACCGUCAAAUGCUGAAUUUGUAUCAAUAGUGAUGUAUGUACUGUUAUAACCUUAAUACAAAAUACCUCAGUAGUCUAGACAACAAUAUUAUAGUAAUUGAGGAAAUUAGUGCACGAUUGUGUACCAGAGAAAGGAAAAAAUUAAUAGAAUUAACUUUAAUAUUUACUCCCGAUCAUACAUUGCUGGGAUGGUUGAAUAAUGACUUAACUUUGAAAUGUCCGACACAGAGAAUGAAAGAAGCAUAAUAGACGCCACAAAAUUAUGACAUAAAACCAUUUACAUACCCGCACAGAGCAAAAGCUAUAUCCAUUAUAAUAAGGGCAAUUUUUGAGAAAAGGAAAGUUUUGUAUCAUUCUUGUUAUUUCUCAGGCAUAACUUGACUUCUUACUGUCGUUUAAGUUACGUCUGUUACACUGCAGGUGUAUGCAUGCCACAUUGAAGCUAAGUUCGGUUAAUUAGUGGUGUUAGUGAUGUCAGUAUCACAAGCAUGCAAAUAAGUUUGUCUGAUUUGGUCACCGUUAGCAGAACAGAUCAGGAAAUUUGUUCGACAUACGUCGUGUUGGGUCUUUAUUUCUUUACUGCAAUUACUAUUCAAAUCUUUAGCUACAAAAUUAAUGAUAGUCUCUACUCUUUGAUUUAUCCUGUCAUUAUGUCCGACCUCAGGUAUAAUAAAUGUUUGUUUUUUUACCCUCAACAGAAAUCGAGGAAAGAACGUUUGAAAUUUAGAUCAGAUACUAUAGAAGAAGCAGUAAGUCAAACAGAUUUUAAGUUGAUAUACAGUAAAACUUGGUGAGGUGAUUGCCCAGUAUAAGAAACCAUCGUAGAUGUUCAAUAUGUGCCGCUCAACUUUUCAUAUGGCAAUCUGUACAACUUAAUAAUAAAAUAGAACUUAGAUUUCUAACAAUUGUUUUCUUUCUUUCAAAAUUAAAAAAACAAAAGAAAAUAAAUGUGAUUUGGGUGAGUUUGAAAAGAUGGAUUGCAGCAAUGAAAAGUGUCAUUUUACAGAAUUAAAAGUAAAAAAAAUUAAACGAGGAUGCAAUACUAAGUACAUUAUACACAUUCACGUAGAGUUAAAGCCUCAUUAAGACCAGACUGAAGAACUGCUAAGUACCAAAAGUUAUGAUAACCCUUUUUUUGGUCGAUCUCCUUUUACAAACGUUACUGUGACUGCCAUCUUGUAACUACCUGUCUGUUUUACUAAAGGAUACUGUUGAUGAAGAUGUUGAACAAAAAAGAAAGGCUUCAUUACCAAAGGCAUCUGUUGUUGCUGCUGCUGAUGAAGUCCAUGAUGAAGAGAAUAAUGGAUAUGGUUAUGAGGACGACGAGUUUGAGGUACUAACUAGUCUUCUCCUAAAUGUGUCUAAUCAUAUUUUUUUACCGUGUCUCCGUUUAUAUGUCCACGGGCAGGCGCCUUAAUACAUCACGGAUUUAGGACCUGUUUACAUGGAGGUGGGGGACUCCAGGUAGGUGAGGUAACCCGCUUUGGUGAGGUAACCCGUCUGUCCAUAUAAUCUCUCAUUUUAAUUUGAUCACGUUUACACGAUAGGUGGGGUGACCAUACAAGAGAUUAUUUGGACAGGCGGGUUACCCCACCUAAGCGGGUUACCUCACGUACAAGUACCUGGGCUCCCCCACCUCCUGGCCCUUAAUCAACGUUUCCAGACAUACAUUAUGUAAAGAUCACAGAAUGAGUUGCUCAGUGUUGAUGCCACCUAGGAACAUAACAAAGAAAACGUUGGGUACACCGUGAAAGGUCAAAUAAAACACUUUGCGGGUUUGUAUCGUUGAGGUUAUUAAUUGGAACAAUCAGAACAUGCUCUUAUGUACCCUGAAAAAACCAAAGUUAUCCAAUUCACUUCCUUUUUUCGCAAUCUUGUUCCCGGUCACUUUUUCAUUCAGUGACACAACAAUAGCACUGUCCAAUGAAGUGUGGUACUGAAGAAGAAACCUAGUUCAACUUACGACAGGCACGUUAACGAUAUUUGCCAAAGGGCUAUCUUGGUAAUAAGGUCAAUAAGUAGGAUACGGUAAAAUUUGUUCCAACUGAAAGUAGUAGACUAGGGUCAAAGAUAAGCCUCGUUAGUGGGUUCCCCUUGAGUUCCGUGUGGGUUCCCUUGCAAAAAGUGGGUUCCCUUUAUUAAUAUGCAUAUGGUCUAGUCAAUGACGUCACUCUACUUCAAUAGGAACAAUAGGCUUGCCUAGACUUGCCCGUUAAGUAACUUGUGCCCGGUUUUCGGACCGUCUAUUAAACGGGAAAAUAGGAAUAAGAGAAGCGAUCACCUAGCAACGCGAGAAACGGCUUCCUAUAUCUUAUUUAGCGCUAAAACUCGGAUAUAUAAACAAAACAUACAGAAAGUAGAGUUGAAAAGUCUUUAUUUCAAUUUAGUUUAUGUCUUCUUUUUUAGCUCUAAAACUCGGAUAUAUAUAAACAAAACAUACACAAAAUAGAGCUGAAAACGCUUUAUUUCAAGUUUGUCUGACUAUUACAGAACUGUUUUCUCCGUUUUAACUCGAGGAAAUGAAAAACUAUUGAAGUCUCAACGUUUCACGCACCGUGAGUCAGUUAAUUUUGCGAGUUCACAAGCCUAAAGUUGAAUACAAAUUAGCUCUACAGGAAAAACCUCAAGGGAGCAUAUUGACGUAUUAUUAUAAAACAAAUAACUUAACAAGGAUCAAUUGAUUAAACACGCGACUAAUAAUUGCUAGCAAUAAAAUCAGACGAGAGAUACCGUUUAAAACAAAAAGAGUCAAAUACACAUUGAUUUGAAAGAAAUCUAUUAAAAUAGUCAAAGAAAGGUAGCCAUCCUUUUUUUUACAUUGCGCACAAUGUUUUACUUACCCCUCUCCCUUUGCAAUUUUAUUUCCCUCCUCAAUGUUUUGAUUCCCUCCUCCACAAUUUUAUUAUUUUCCCUCCUCAAUUUUUUUAUUCCCUCCUCCACAAUUUUAUUAUUUUCCCUCCUCAAUUUUUUUAUUCCCUCCUCCACAAUUUUUAUUAUUUUCCCUCCACCACCACCACCACCACCACAUUUCUAUUAUUUCCCUUCACCACCACCACCGCCACAUUUCUAUUAUUUCCCGACAUUGGCAUUUACUCCGAUCGCCAAAAAUUUUAUGUUAUAUUGUAGAUUGAUCUAUAUGUUAUCCAUUCUAUGUGUUAGACUUACGAUAAAAGUAAAGGUGGGGAUACCAGGGAGCUUCAAAGUAGGAUCGUACCCCCCCCAAAAACUGGGUCGAGUCACCUUAAUAGACGGUCCGAAAACCGGGCUCAAGUUACUUGACGGGCAAGUCUAGGCAAGCCUAUUGUUCCUAUUGUAGUAGAGUGACGUCAUUGACUAGACCAUAUGCAUAUUAAUAAAGGGAACCCACUUUUUGCGAGGGAACCCACACGGAACUCAAGGGGAACCCACUAACGAGGCUUAUCUUUGACCCUAGUCUACUACUACUGAAGUACAGUAAUAUUUAACGUACAGUUUAUUGUAAAUACUUUCGUUGCAUCGUGGCACAUCUAGCUUUAGGAACAAGUCGAAAAGAACAUUUCUGAACCUCACCUACACUAGCUUCCUGAUCUCGCAUCAUUUCCUGAAGAUUUUACUUUUAACCUAUAAAAUUCUGAAUGGACAAACGCUCCUUUAACCUAACGUUUCCUAAGUUCGUUCUCUUAUCUCUUUCCAUCGCCUACUUUUACAAGUUCCUUCUGCCAUAACAGCCACCUGUGGUCAAAGAACUAUCUCUCUUUCCGCCACGACACUUUGGAAUACUCCGCUUCAAUCUGUAACAAAACCUGAAACAGUGGUCAUCCAGUUUAUGAAGAAACUUAUGACAUUUCUUUUGUGUGAACAUUUGACUGAACCUCAGCUUGAUAUCUCAGUGACAUGUUUACUUAAAGGGGCUGUGUCACGGCAGUCCAGUUCAUUUUGUUUAGUUUUGCCAAUUACCCGCCCUCAAUCGCUAUGGAAAUUAAAGUAAGCAAAGAAAUUACAGGUAAAUGACAAAAUCAGAGAUCCGAGACAAACAAAUAUGUCUCCUGAGCAUUAUUUUUGAAUUUGCAAGCAGCAGGGAUCAACUUUGAAAAACUGUCAUGCUGAACGGUUUUAAAAAACCCUAAUUUCAAUCCGUUUCAGUCUUCUUCAGUUUUGCCUAUCCGUGGCAUGUGUUGUUUCUGUUAUGUUAUUUUAACCUUCCUUUAAAGUUUUAAGCGGUUAUUUUUAUGUCCCUCUUAAUUUAACGGGCAUUUGUCAGUCAGAUCUUUACGCUAUUUAUGUUACCUUUUUUAUUUAGUCGUAGCUAACAUGAGCACAUCGCGGCGAGUUUCAAAUGUGCUAAUAAGAACCUGUUUUUAGGAUUAUGAUGAAGACUUUGAAGAUGAUGAAGAAGAAGACGAAGAGACAAGUGUUGAUUUGCAGGUAAAAAAAAUUCAACGCUUCAAACAGAUUAAUUAUUUGAUCGUAUUAAAUGACUGAAACAAGUCAUCUUAUGGCAACUCAAAUCAUACGGUAUUAAAAAAGCGUUCUAUUAUUAAGUUUGGAUCAUAGAAGUUUAGGUUUUGGUAUUAAUUUUUACCAAUUUUGUAUUGGGUGUGAUCGGCUCAAAAUACUUUAAAGAGGAAAACCUUUCUUGCAGUAGAUAUGUUAGAUGCUUUCAAGCUUUACUUAUGCUGUACAUUUAUUUCUCGUAGGAUCACUCUGGAAUGCAAGAGGUAAAUGAUUGUGUUUUAGUGGUAAUAAUUCAGUCAGUCUGUUAUCAAACAAAUUAUUCAUCACAAAAGGCAAAGGUUUGAUUUGUCUAGAAUGUGAUUACAAACUGAGACGGGAUUAGGGCAUGCGUCUUUUGAAAGGUUCCAGUGCCGACUUUUCAGUUUUCACUUGAUUGUUGGUCUCGUCUGACACACUUCUACCUAAUACAGUAGGUUCUGUUCGUCGGUUUGUGUUGCAUCAGUCAACAAAUCUAAAACGGGAAAAGUCAUUUAAACGUUGUCUGUAGAUUUCUUUGUGUUUCAAAUUUAAUGAACGUUUUAUUUUCCUCAAAUUUGCCGCUUUUUAUCUCAUUUUUAAGUCAAAAGAGGGCUAGUAUAUAUCUUUCUCGUUCUCUCAACUUUUUUCAAAAGCUUCUUCAAGCAAUAAAUGCGGAGAAUCAGGAUGCAAGGGCUUCAUCCAGUGAAGGAAAAGAAGAUAAAAAGGUUGGAUUUAGUAACUGCACGGUUUUGAUAAGGGUUUACAGAUUAUUAUCUAAUUUGAAUCAGAGGUAGUCACUGAAAUCAUCAAAGUAAUAAACGUAAAUGCGAGUAGUAAACACCGUCAAGAUUCCAAUUCGUCUGCUAUAUCACAUAGUUUAACGCGUUAAUACGAGUCAAGAAAUUUUGUGUUACAGAAGGAGGGAGCGUUCUGUCGACCGCAAUUAAUUUCCCAUGUGCUAUAGUCUUACCUGCUGUCCUCUGUUGUUUUGUUUCGAACAGACAUAUUUACGUGACUCUUUUAAAAUGUUUUUUUUUAGGAUCACAAAGAAUCACAGAAAGGUGGGUAUAGUCUGUAGGCGCAGCUCUUGUUGUUGCCUUGGUGAUGAGAAACGUUUCCUUUUUAUUGGUUUAACCAUCACUUUGCUACGGUGGCCCAUAUCUGCAAACACAACAAACAGUUCUUGAACUCUACAUACGGUGGAAUGAUGGUAUUGUUGUUUUCUUUUUGAUCUAUUUUUGUUCCGGAACACAGACAAUCGAACAUGCCCUUUGUAUGACAUGAUAAUCUUUGUUUUUUCACUUUAGACCUAAGAUUUGUUCUCACUGUAUAUUACUUUCAAAAAUCAUAAUGAUUGAAUAAUUUCAUGCAAUUUUCUUUUGGUAGAGGCAAAAGUAAGACCAUCAACUUCUUCUCAUGGAAGAAUAAACUUUGUUGCUGCAAAACAGAAGCAGAUCACUGAUCAAGUAGCUUCACGGACGAGGAGAAGAGGACAGGUGAAAAAGAUCGACAAUCGAUCAGUGAUUGAGUAUAUAAAAAUACUAAUUUGUGUGAAAAACUAUCGUUGCUUUGAUAAACUUGAAAAAAACAUGAACUGCCACUUAUCAGCUUCCCUUCCCUCUCCCCCUCAGUUAUAGGCCUAUCUACGUCUAAAUGAAAAUUACAUUCGAUUGUAAGCCCCGCACUGAUUUAGACCCCAUUAAAAAAUCAGCAACUAAGACGAUCGAGAAUUGCCCCCGGGCAAGUAAAAGCAAAAUGUGACAGCUGCUUGCACAAAGGUUAUGAUUAUGAUUAUGAUUAUGUCAAGCCUUAAGACACUCAGUCGUCUCACUCGCCACAGGUCUGAUCAAGGUGUACUAAUUCCUAAGUGUCGCACAAAGCUUUUUCAAUUUAGUUACUGUAAUCAUUCUAAACUCUGGAAUACUCUACCUGAAUCCACCUGUACUCUUACUUUUCUUAACCAGUUUAUAUCUCACUUUCUCCAACGCUACUUCCUCGCUUUUCUUACAAACUAUGACGCCACUAACUUUAACAACUGGAAGUCGAUUUGCUGCAAAUACAGCAGGUCACGUAAUCUUUUUACACUUUCACAGCUGCGGGAGUGAGCCGCUUUUAUAGUACUUGGAAAGAGGAUUUUAUACUUCUUUCUAAGUUUUAAUGUAACAUGGUCAGUAUUUGUGAUGUUUUCUUAAGGGAACACUUAAUUUGGAGCCUCGCUCUUUUGUGGCUCCCGCACCAUCGUUGCUUGUUCUUGUAAUUUUGUUCCAAUGUAUAUUUUAUCCUAGUGUAACCAUGGUGAAAGCGAUUAUGUAAAGGACAGGCUUGAAUUAACGUCUUUUCGAGCUCUGUUGUUUCGAAGCAUUUGUUCUAUUCUAGUUCUAAGCCCCCUCGGAUAUAAUCUCCUCUGUUUAUAAGCUCUCCUAAAACCCCUCACGAAGAUGUAUAAGCUCAGCGCUUAUAAGUGGCAGUUUACGAUAUAUGGUUUCAAAAGCCCCCUCUGGGAUAGAAUCCCCUUCGUUUAUAAGCUCUCCUAAAACCCCUUACGAAGAUGUAUAACCAUGGGCUUAUUAGCGGCAGUUUGCGGCAGCCGCUUGCGGCAACUUCCUUAUUACCAUUUUUUUGCUCUUUGCAUCAGACUUGUGUAUUACCUACGAUCCCGGAAAACCACCUGAUCCGUCGUCGUUGUUGUUUUUUAUCGUCAUAUAUAGCUUUACUAUUGUUUUAAACAUAUUUUUCAGGCUCUGGGACCACUGUAAUUAGCUUACCGCUGUUGUGGCAUCCCUGCCUAAAAAAGCAUUUAUUGUUCUUUGUUUCAGUAUAUGUGUAUUAUCCUUUUGUUUUCUUUUUCUCUUUGUAUCAUGUUAUAGGCGAAGCCAAUAAAAUAAAGAUAAAAUUAAAUAAAACAAUUCAUGUCCAUUAAUGGCAACCUGGUAUAACCCAUAUUUUAAAAAUACCAUGUGGUUAUCUAAACUAGGUAACCUUACCGUUAGCGGAUGAUAAUAAAAAUACUGACAAUACUAGAUUUCGCGGCUGAGCACGAUGCCAUUCUGACGCUUUUUCACACGGCUCAUAACUCAAAGCCAUCAGGUUGUAGUUCUCUUGAACUGUCACAUGACCGUAUCGCGGCUCAUCUAGGUCACUUUUUUAUUUUGAAUUGUCCCCUGAUCAACUGAUAAGUAAGCUCUAGAUGUAAGAUUGUUUAGUCCGCUUCUAGGCUUGGCUCAAUCUUUGAUUGCUACCACCACUGACUUACUGACGUUUUUUUCAUGACCAUGUUUUUUUUAGGAGUUGAUGCACCUGAUUGAUCUUGAUGUUGCUGCGUUUGAUAUAUUUGAUUUGCCCCCUCUUAACGAAUAUGAACUGUACAUUAAAAACUUUGGGCGAUCGGACACCAAGCAGGUAAUAACAGAUACGACUCUCAAAGAGAGCUAGAAUUGACAUUAAAUUGUAUGGUUUGUAAAUAAGCGACUUUACCUGCAAAUGAUUGGUACCUACAGUUGUAUGCGUUCAAAACCGGGUAAAGUUAAUUUAAACCUAGAUGCCUCUUGAUGUUCUUUAGUCUCAAACUGGUGACUGUAUAUAACUUUUACUCUCAAAGAGAAACAUGAAGCCUUCAAUAACAAUUCUCACUUGCACGUCUGUGCGUGAUGCGUUUUAACGUGACAGUUCAUAAUAAUAAAACCUCUUUGGUCCUCUUUUGUUUUAAGGUUUUUUUCGUUGUUGUUGCUGGAGAAUGAAAUUUGGGUUUUUAGUGAGCUUUGGUUUCUCGCCAACUAUAGGUAGUAAAGGGGUUAAACGCUUUGAAACGAGGCAACCAGAUUCCCAAGGCAACUUUUAAUUGGUGGUAAAUUGCAGUUGGUGGAUAUUGGAAUCACGAUGCAGUGAGAAAAGUGGGUUGAAAAAGGCACGGUCAUUUCCUUUCGAAUUGUCGUUAAACCGUUUAUUUUGUUUACUUUAUGUUCUGCUUUUGCACUACCCUGCGAGCAGAGGCUACAUUUUCGCGAUACGAGCUGGCGUGCGAAAAGUAGCUACUUUUCGCACGCCAGCUCAUACCGCGAAAAUGUAGCCUCUGCUCGCAGGGUACUUUUGCGUUGGUGUUAUUACUAGGAAUAUCCAAUAUCAGUAAGAAUCAGUUAAGCCAUUACCCUGUUAAAAUACAUAUAUAAUGUAUCUAUUUGGGACAAGUUUCGAGCCUUUUUAAGAUAAUCAUGUGUGGAUUGUUAAAACUAAACAUUACUGAGCUAUAUUUUAGCUAAACGGAAAUGAUUUUUAAUAUAUGUUACAGGCGUAUAUCCAGUGCAAUGAAGAUAAUCUAGAAAAAGAGGUACAAACUGAGGAAAAAGAGAUGAGAACCAAAUGGACACAACAUCCUGCCAGUGAUGCUGCAGGGUUUGGAGGUAAGAAAAGAAGUGUCCUUUGUAAGUAAAGCCAAAUAUUCAUUCUUAAAAGUCCAAAAAACUAUAAACAAUCUGUAACAAGCCUCUACUUUGGAUUUUGGAAGAAGUCAAUCAUAAAUCUCUUUUCGACUUCUCUGAGUAAAAACGUUGGUUGCAUCUAUCUCUAUCCUCUACUGCUGCUUUAAAUGGUUAACAAAAAAUGGUUGCAAUGAACUUUAUUUUGAUCCUUUUUUUCUUUAGACCUUGCGUCAAAAGCGCUUGGGUCAAUGCUUUUCGCUUUCUAGAAAUCUUGUAAUCACUGAUGGUUGUUUUGGUUACCGUGUCUAUUGAUUAAAGCUUUUUUUUGUCUCCUGUCAGAUGAUGAGGAUGAUUUGCGGGAAGAUUUGUCCAGUUUAACAGAAAAGGCAAACAUUGAUAGUUUAAGACUGUCAAAAUUCCUUCAAAGAGCUGCACAGGUUUGUGGACAAAAGAUUAGCAACAGUUUUCCUGUUCUCCACGAAAACGAAACUACUACCUACGCAAGUGUCGGUGUAUUAAACAAGAAGACACCGCACAGUAGUUUUGAAGGAGUUAUAAUAGCUCCGCUAAUGGGGUUAAUUUAACUCCUUACAGUGGAGUUAUUUUUUUGGGGAGUUAUUUUAACUCCAAAGAGGAGUUUAAAGAACUCUUUUUCAGGAGUCAAAAUCACCCCAGGUAUUGAGGAGUUAAAAUAACCCCAAAAAAGGAGUUAUCCUGUAACUAAAAUUUUUACUCCACUUUCAGAGUUAAAGGAACUCCAAAAAGAGUAAAAACAACCCAUGUAAGGAGUAAAAUUAACACCAUUUUCGCAGUUAUGUUAACUCCAGACAGGGAGUAAAAAGAACUCUUUUUCAGGAGGAAAAGUGACCUCAAAUUUGGAGUUAAAAUAGGAGUUAAAGUAACCCCAUAAAAGAGGUUAUCCUGUACCUAAAAUUUUUACUCCAUUUUUGGAGUUAUAAUAACUCUCUAAAAAUUACUGUGUGCUUUUACACCUCCUACGGGACACGGGACAGCCAUUUCUACGUUUUUAUCCCAACCACGUGAAGUUCUUAUCGUUUGCAGGUCAAAGAUAGUUGUCAGGAAUUUCCCAUUCCAAAAACUAUAAAAGAUAUGGGUACAAGCUUUCGACGCCACGAUUUUUGGAAUCGUUUGGCUGGACAAGUGUACCUUGUAACUUAUGAUUGGUUAAUGGUUGCCUUGAGUGCCAUCGACCAUUCAUAACUAACCCUUGCACCCAUUCUCUCUAAAGUAUCUGAAGUGUGAAAUUUUAAGACCAUGACUAUUGCACCGGCCCGCGGAGAUCAUAUCCGUCACCUUCUGUCUCGUCUAGCGCGCUACCGACUGAGCUUACCUUCCUUGUUUAAGCAGUUCUAAGUAAAACAGGAUAAGUUUGGAAAUAAAAGCAUUUUUCUCAUUAAAACAGCGAACAAACUAGCUCUGAGUUUCAUAAGACCAUGGGAAUGUAACUUCAUAUUGAUUGCGGCAAUCUGAGCCAAAUUAGGGAUUUAUUGGGUGCUUGUUCUAAGCAGUUUGUACGUUUCUUUUACAGACGUGCUUAAUUCUACUUGAAGAAAACGUCAGCGAACAAACAAGUACUCAAUUUAAAGAAAGAAAGGAUAUGACAUGUAGUGACGGAUUCAUGCAGCUGUCAACCAAACACUUGUAUCUUGAAGGUCUGUGCUGAAUUAACCUGUUGUUUGUUUCUGGUUUUAGAAGUCCGUUGCUGAUCGUUUGGGAUUUUCUUUGUUGCAUACACGCCUAAAAUGUUUCUGAGAAUGACGCUAAUCUUUUACCAACUUUUAAUACCGAGAGUCUUUCAAAAUGGUCUAACCAACAAUAAAAUCGGUCAUCCUAUCUCGGCUAACCAGUCCUUUAUCGUUGUGGUAUUGAACGGUUCUGUCUGCGCAUGUUUUAGUACUGUACGGACGCCAACAUUUGGACUCUUAAUCCGGUAAAUGUGUACCUCAUGGUUUUCUUCCUCCGCCUCGACUAGCUUAGCUGAUUGCAAGCAGAGGAUAUUAAAAAAAAAAUUUGAAUAUGUAAACGGAAGAAAAAAUAAAGAGAGAGUAGCAGGAUAAAUGAAUUCUCUCCUGAUAAAUGGAAUUUAUAAAUAUGUACCGUACUCGAAUAUGCCUUGCACCAUGUCAGGGAAACAUUAUUGACCAGUUCUCCAUCCCUCCUCCGCCAAAACCAUUGCCAUUACCAACCCCACUUUUCUAACAAGGCCACUUCUUUGAAACGGAUACCUAGUUCUGUCUCUUAACGAAGGCUUUGACUGUCUUUACCUCUGUAGAAAUAGGCUGUGUGUAUUUACUGUGACAUUAUCUUACCAUUUAUUAUAUUUCAGGCCGACCAGUCACGUGUGUGCAUAUAUCUCCAGUUCAAACGCACUUCCUACUAAUUGCGUAUAGUGCUGUAACAGAAAAGGGAAAAGCUACUUCAAAGGUGAGAUUACUGAUCUGGACUUCCCCUCCCCUCCCUCCACUGCCUGAGGUUUGGUCUGAGACAGCGAACUCUCACCAUCUCCUCCCCCCCCUGGGGGAAACAGUUCGUUACCCCACAUAAACUCACUUUCGUCAAAGCCUCAAGCUUCCCGCCUCGGUAGUCAUCUUAUUUGGUGCAUGUGUUAAAACGGCUGUUUCAACACCAGUAAACGAUAGCCAUUGUUUUCCAGUUUUAUCCUCUUGUCUUGAAGCGGCGAUGUAAGCACGCAAGACACAACACGAACCACAACCACAUAACACGCAUAUUCGACUUGAUGAGUAUAUUCGCAGAAGUGCCUCAUUAUCGGAGUUUAAAACCAACAUCAAGACUCACCUUUUUAAACUUACUUACGGGGACUAGGUUUAGCCAAUGUUAUAAAAUUAUAGAAUAUAAAAUCAUACAUCUUCUAGAUGUUAUCGUAAGUUUUAGGGAUUUAGUUUUUGGUUGCAGCUUAGAAUUUGUAAGUAGGAUUUUUAUCGUAACUUAUUGAAUUCGUUAGGUAUUCUUUUUAUCAUCUCUCGAUGUCAGCUUUUUAUUUAUUAUUUUUAUUUCUUAUGAAUUCUGUAAAGCGCUAUUGAGCUUCUGGAAAUAGGGCUAUAUAAAUAAAGUUUGUUAUUGUUAUUAUUAUUCUGAUUAUGAUGAUGAUGAUGCUGGUGCCACAGUCAAAGUUACUUCGCAAAGCUGGAGCAAUUCUAUUAUUGUCGGUUAUGAUGAAUGAGUUUCUGAUUCAGUGCCUUAUAUUUUUCUCGUUUAAGAUCAAUAGCAGUGUCCAAGAGAAAGGUUUGAUAUGCUUUUGGAACACUAAUGAACCCUCAGAACCUCAGAGGUAAGUGCGCACGCACUAAGCUUAGGGUUAUAGAAUUCUGAAUUACUGGAUAGACAGCACAUUCCAGUCCACUAUACUCCUCCAAUUCAGCAAUAGGCCAUUUCCAAGUUGCCCCAAGCCUCUGUUUCAAAGCGAGGCUAAGUGCGAAGCCAUUGAUACGAAAAUGAUUUCUUUACUCUUAUGCAAAUAAACUCAUUAUCACAAGAAAGGUUUUGCACUUAGCCUCGACUUUAAAGUGAGAUAUUUUGGAAUCGGAGAUGUUGCCAGGGAGUUGCGUUGUAGAAUUGUCGUUCAAUCAGUGCAGCGAAACCAUCUUUCACGUGCGUGCUCCUCUUUGCUUGUUCAAUAAAGACGCAACCCACACACGGCAUCGACACCGGGAUUGGAACCCGAACCACAUUGGUGGGAGGCGAGUGCCCUCACCACUGCGACAUGCGUGCACUUUAUCAUUAAAGCCAUAGUUAGCCUAAUGCAUGAAGGUGAAAGUAAGUUAAUGGUAUUAUACCUAGACGUAAAUUUUUCACUGGUCUUUGUUAUAGCAUUGGUUGAUUACUUAGGCUUAUUGCUCAUUUGCCCACCCAAGUCACUCAGUUUUCAAGGAAUGUGCUGUUCAUUUUCUCAGGAUUUUAAUCUGCGAGUCUACACCGAUGUGCUGUUGUUUGAGCCCUUCUAAGGCAACGUUAGCUUUUGCAGGAUUGGUAAGUUUCGUCAGCUGAUGUUUGGUAUAUUAUCCAAGUUACAGCCGAGAUGAAGAUUUUUUUAAUUCAGUUUUUGAUUCAUUUGCGUUCAUUCGUAUGUUUUUUCAAGCCUCUAUAACACCACGAGGAGAAAAUUAAUAGUUUAAUCUAUUACGAGUUCUUCCUCUUCCCUAAUAAUCUGUCAAUCCUAAAGAAAAGAUUCUCAGGAGACAAUGGCAACAUUUUUUUUUUGCAUUUGUAUCAACAUAACAGGACGAUGGAACGCUUGUGGCUUGGGAUUUACGAGAACCUUCUUCUAUGCAUUUCGCGUCCAGAAUCUCUGCUGGUGACAGCAACGUUAUCUUAAGAUCCCCUACAUUUAGCACAGGUGGGUUGAGAUUUCACAAUGUUCUGUCUAUAACUGCUCACGAGUAAACCGAAAGCAUCAUAAAGGUGUCCCCAAUUAGUAGAGGGGUUCUUAACCCCAUCGGCUAGACAUUCCAAGACACAUUAAUAAAGUUUUAUGUAUGUAUGUAUGUAUGUUAGCAGCUUCGCUAUUUUAGGCGUUUUACCUCUGAAUACUAGAAAGACGUAACAUCGAGCUCAUGCAAUUUAUCUGCUGUACUCGAUGAAUUUACUUGCAAUUUUGUACACAAACCGUAUUUCUCGAUUUCUGCCCAGAUUUGGUUGUGUCCAAUUCUGUGUUGUAUCCUAAUCACACGAGUAGAAAUCUUUUUUGCAUCUAUACAAUUUUAGGUCUUAUGGCGUGCAUGAAUAAACGUUGUAAAUGCCAAAAAGGAAUAUCAAUAAUGAAAUGGAACGUUUAAUGUGAUUUUGUGAACUAAGAAACUUCCAUGUUAGUAGUGGCACACCCAUUGAAACAAUUUACAUUGGGUUAGGCGAGGUAGCUAGGGCAAGCGACGUAAACAACCAAGAAUGAAAGUUACUGCAACUGUACAACUUUGAGUGAUUUGUUUCAAAAGCCGGAAUAAAUUAAUGCGUCCAUUAGUGAGAAGUCUCCUCCUUAGACGUUCUUUUGGCUCGUCACGCAAUCCUCCCGGGAGAAACGCGUGACGAACCCCUAAGAACGUCUGCGUGGGAGGUUACUGAGUGAGUGCUUGCUGAGUAAUUGCCCAAUUUUGGCAGCUGGUGUGUUGAAGAAAGACGAGAGUCACCUAAGCCCAGUGGUUUCUUUAUUACCACUCGUCAUGCCAGGAGACAGGUGAGUCAGUAAUGUGACAACAUAGUUGAUACACUUGUCACGCAAUUGUUUUCAAGGAGCGCGGAGUGACAAUCUCUAUUACAGGUCUAGUUUUUACAGUUGGUUAAAUUGCACAUAUAUUAAUGUACAUAACAUUGCUAGUAGUGUUUUUUAAAGCAAGUAACAUUUUAAACGUAAUUAAUUUUAAAUUCAGUCUUUAAGCUUCUCGUGAACUGAAAAGCGUAUUUUUUUUAACCCUAACCUUAAAUGGUUGUGCGGAAUUUUAGAAGAGAGGCUAAAACAAUUGAAAUCAAGUUUGUUGUGUUGUCGCGUAAUCAUGUACCCUCUAAAGCACCUAAACUGAAAACAGCACCUUUAACCUUUUUCUACAAUGUAAAUUUACUGGAAGUUUGUAAUCUAAAGUUUUGCUAAGUUACUUGUUGUUAGUGUCACUUUUAUUCAGUACUUUUUUUAGCGCUGAGCUCAACUGUUUGGGUAGAUCUUUAGAAGAAGGGAGGUUAAAACAACUGAAAUCGAGUUUGGUUUGUUGUCGUAUAACUGUGUUCAUGUACCUUCUAAAGCACCUAAAGUGAAAAAAAAAAAAAAAAACCUUUCCUUAACACGUGAAUUCAGUGUAAAUUUGUAACCUAAAGGUAUGUUCAACAUAAAAUCUAAGACAACGAAACGCUAUGGUUAAAGUCAAAAUAAAUUUCUUGCUUACCAUAGACUCAUGUUGCAAGAAAUUUCAGCAGCAUCAAGGUAAUAAAGGAAACGUUUGUUAAUCUAAAAACAAUAAUCAUUUAUGUUAUCAUGUUAAAGUGCUAUUAUCAGCUAAAUAGAUUUGUGUGUUAGCGACAUCUAAUCAGUUUAGAAAGUAAACUUUUCUAGAGCCUUUUGGAUGAUCGCACUUUCCCCUAAAUCUCAGAUUUUGAGAACUUUAGAACUCUUCAGAAUCGUGGAAAUCUUCGUAAGACUUGACACAUUAUCCGGUGCUGUUUAAAACAUUCUGCACUGUAAGUAUUAAACUUUCACACCAUUUACUCAACAAUAGUCUACCCGCCUUGGCGGGUCACCCCACCUAUCAUGUGAACGUGAUCAAAUAAAAAUGAGAGAUUAUAAUUAUGGACAGGCGUGUUACCCCACCAAAGCGAGUUACCUUACCUACCUCGGGACUCCACAUCCAUGUAAACAGGACCUCAGAUUGUCCGUGUGACCUCAUUUCAGCAUAGUGUGCAAUUCGUAUUGAGACUGAUUAUGAAAGCGGGCAAACAUCAAAAAUGAAAACGACGGUGCUGCAUUUUAUGUUGAAAGCUGCCUGGCUGUGCAUAAUCCUUUGUGUUUUGUUCACAAAGUGUGACGGAAUAAAUUAAUGCGAUGUUUGUAUUGGUCAGUAAGUUCAAAAUGAGGUAACAAAAACAUAUAUCAAAGAAAUCUGUCCAGCUUCAUAACCAUUCCACUGUAUUAACUAUGGUGUAACUGCCACUUUCCAGUUUUCUGAUUAAUUUUACUUAAAUUAUUUACCUUAAGAUUAAAUUGAUUAGUGCUAACUUUGAUUUUUGUUUUUAUAGCGCGAGGGCUUCUGGGGGAUCAAAUAUGAUGUCAGGUGAGCGGUUGCUUGAACUUGAAGUAAGCGAUAUAAUCGCCAAAAAGCAACCAAAGAAGAUCAAACAUUCCACCAAUUUCGUCGAGCUUCAUUGCUCGAUACACUGGGCCAACUAAGGGUUCUGCCAAUCAUGAUUCAGAACUGGCCUCCUGAUUAUAAGCCCCUCUUUAGCACGUAUUGAAAUGUGUUGAAGCUUAAAAAUACAAUCAAAUUAAAAAAGUCAGCACUGCUAUGUAGCUUGUUUCGAAACACCUUUUUUAGUCCGGUUAUAAGCCCCUGCCGUUUAUAAGACCACCUAAAACAAACCCCUUACGAAGUGGUAUAAGCCCAGAGUUUACGGAAUUGCAGAGAUCUAACCAGAUACUGCAUCGUCGUCGCGUGAAAUUUCUCUAUGGGACUGUUUGAGGGACGCUAUUUCUUCUUUCUGAUCAUUGCUCGUGAUAUCUCGUGUUGGUAAAUUUUAUCACUUGUUUGCACCCUUAAAUACCAUGUGACAUUACUUUUAUCCCAUCAGUCCUAAAGCGCGUGUAAAUAUGGCGGGUAUCGCAAACAAGGUCUAUUCGUUCCUUAAAACAGUACCACAGUGCAGUUCGACACAGCACCGACCCAGUCUAGUUGAGCUAAUGAAAUUACAGUAAAUACUUUGAACUCGGUCAUGUAUUGAAGACCGCAUUCCUUGUUUGACAUUUUUGCAUAAACCUCUUUUGCUUAUUUUCCUUUUGUUUGCAGAUGAUAUGUUAGGAUUGUCAUUCCAGUUAGCCUCUUUAGAAGAAAACGCCGUUAUUUACCUCUGGGUAAUUCAUAUAUGUUAAUACCGAGAGAGAAUAAUGGGACAGAGAGGGAAUCUUAGGGCGUUGGUCGGGAUGUGGGAAUUUCACUCAAGUUAUUCUUAGUGGUUAAAAUUUAACGGAAGUUUAAUUCCAGAGACGUCUGCAAAUGUUAAUCGAUUGUUUUAAACGACAUCAAGUCCACGCUCGACUGCCUCAAAGCAAAAAAAAAAAAAUAAUAAAUAAAAAAGCAGAAUAUUGUAACACUGAAUUAGAGUUUGCGGACCUCUCCGGAAACCAACUUCCGAUUAAUUCAAGAGUUUAGUUGGUCUAAAAAUAAUUUUUAUGAAAUUUACAUAUCCCAAGGCCGGCUACACUGGGUGUGUUCCUCUCUGUCCCGUUUAUUCUCUUUUAUUGAUACCGGUUGAUUUUGUUGUGAGUUUCCUGUUUUAUUUGCCUCCGAAACAUGUCAGUCAACCCUUUUUCUCUUGACAGGUGGUUGUUGAACUUGAGAGAGCAAACAGCGCGGGCUCAGAGUCGGAUUUAGGUCAGUUGUAUAUUUGUACGACCCAUGCGCACUAUUUGUUGUUUCACUCAUCUAAGUGCUUUUCCAUUCAAACAGCUUCAUAGUCACCGUAUUUUUAGUAAGGAAUUCCACUGACAAGUUUGAUAACAAACUUUUUAUGUUUUUUACUUGGAAUGCUUUGGAUUUGAGUUGGAAUUUCAAGAUUUUAUAGAUUGUUGUGAAUUAGAAUUAUUAAAGCAUGUCGCAUGUUGAAUAUUCUUAGCUGAAGGGGUUCAUUUCUAACUGAUUUUUUUGGGGGGAUUUUAGGGUUGUCUCCUGGAGGAAAAAUAAAGCUUAUAAGAAGUUCGUCAAUAUCUCUUCAUUCGCCCUUGAGGUCUGUAAUUUCUUUUUUAUCUUGAGUAUAGACGGUCGUUGUAUAGCAGUUUACUAGAGAUUCAAGGCUUAGUACCAAACAAAGGCAGGAAUUAAUGUCUUAUUUUACUGCUACUGCAAGAGGAGAAUUUAACGGAGUUGCGAAAAAAUUUUUUGGGUGGAAUUAUGCCGUUGCAGAAUCUGAAAUCAACUAAAAUCAUACAAGUCAGUAUAACACAGGUGUCGCCUGCUGAUUGGCUGUCAUAAUCGCUAACCUUAAGCUCACAGAUAGCAGGUUUUAGCCAUUUUUCUGUUAAAAAUGACUAGUGGUUACGUUUUCUUGCACUUUGUUUGAAAUUAAAUAGGCUAUACUUUAAUUAUAACCCAGCAAUAUGAUUCUACUUCCUUUUUUACUUUUUUUUCGUUCUUAGUUGUGCAUCAUUCAACAGUUUUUAAUCUGAUAAUUUAAGACGUUUGUAACUCUCGAUAUGUGUUUUAUCGAAUGAAUAAAUGUUAUUAUUAUUAUUAAUUAAUUAAUUAAUUAAAAGGCUCACCCUCGAUUACUGUUCGCGUUGAUAUUUGACUUGGGCGUUUCGCUCUUUGGCAAAUAUGAACUGAUAGGAAUCUUGCCUUUCAACUUCCUUCAGUCAGUCUUUUCAAAGAGAGGGUGUGCCUUCAAACAAGGUGAUGAACACUGGGAUAAUGGACAGACCUUAUUAGUGGUGGAAAACUAAACUGUUUUAGGUUCUGUCGAACACGAGAAGCAGUGUCUCAUCUUAUAUCCAGUGACGACUAAAAAGGGGGCUGAAAAAGUUAUGCGUAGCAUGUUUCUUUGGGACGACUUCUGGGUAAUCUAGAUAUAGAAUGAAACAUUCAUACAAGGAUCUACUUGAAACUCGAACAGAAUGAUAUCAAUUGAUUCUUUGAAUGGUGAAAAAAAAAUUAAAUAAAAAAUAAAUAACAACAACAAAAACAAACAGAACAAAAACAAACGAGAAAACAAUAAACACCUCGAUCAGUUUUUGGUCAUUUAUGUUCAACAUGAGAGUUGGCCCAAUCCGCUAUCCAUUCCAUUUUGGCCAUCGGAAGCCAGAUAAAUACACUUAACGCAUAGGUAGAGUAGUAGAGUAUAUUUAACUCAAACAAAGUCAUUAUUUUGGGUCAAAAUUGGAAUUCUCAUUUGAUGUCCUUAUACAUUUCCUAUAUAUUUAGUAUGAAGAAGUUGUUAAAGUAUCUAUUGAUCAUUUCUUAAAUUCUCAUGACCUGUCUUUUAUGAAGCAUAGAUAUUAGAAAGGUUCAGUGGAAUACGCUGUAGCCACAUUCCUCACUCUAGUGGCCUUUUCAACUUAAGGAAGUUUAUUAAAUUUAGUAAUUUUUACUUGAAUGUGAUUGAUAAUAUAUGAAUAAAUCUAUUUGUUCUAUUGUUUGUAGGGGUUUACAAAAUGAGAUGACUUUUCAAGCGUUAAUACUGAGAUUUCUCCCGCAUGAUCCUAACCAUGUUUAUAUAGGCACAGAUGGGGUAAGUAACAGAUUGAUCGAUUGUAUUGAGUGAUACUUGAAAAUAUAAUGAAGGUGUUUGUAUCAGAGGGAAUUCCAUAAGAGUGCAUGGCCUGUAUUUCAACUGCUUCAAAAUGUAUUACCCUUCUUUCGUGCUCAGCAACCUCUCGCGAUGGUUGCACAAUGGCUGCACGCUGCACGUUUACUAUUUCUUAAUACGUAAAUUUUGGGCCAAUAGUUGAAAAUGUCGGAAAAUAAUAGCAACAGAAUUUUGUGUAGCGUCUUGUACAGAUAAUAAAGAGAGAAGUUAUUAUUUAGCAGGCCUGUAGCCAGGACUUUUUCUCGGGGGAUGCGAUCCAAUAAGGCCUAAGGCGGAAGGUUCUAGGAAAGGAAUAAGGUUGUCUGAGACUGCGUUACGAGCGUUUUGAAAAAGAAAACAAAAAAAGAUAUAUUUUCACGUUUUGAACUUCAGAAUGGAUUUUUCUUUGGUCAAAGAGACUACUUUAUUUUACCAAAAAGUUAAACGUUAAAAGUCAUGUUACUCGCAUUAUUCUAAUUUAUAUCAAAGGGCUUAGAGCUGAGUGACAUUCUACCUUUUUUGAUACUACAAGAGUAGGGUAGCUUUAAUAGGAACUUCAAUGUAUCCUGCAAGCAACGCUACGAAUCCUCCAAAACUGAAUUUUUCUGUUAGGGUGGAAAUAAGGGAGCAAGCAACGUAUUAGUUAGGGGUAAAUGCCUUGAAGGCAUACCAAAUGCCCUUCUUUAUACUUAACCGGCUGGCAACUCUUUCACAGUAUUUUCAAUUUUUGUACACAAUCAGUGAAUUAGAAUAGAAUAAUACUAUUAAAAAAAUCAGUUUGUUUUAAAUCAUUGAUCAACAAAAAGUGGACCUCUGGGGCCUGUUGGGGGUAGGGGAAGGGGGGUGCGAGGGCACUCGUCGCACCCCCCCCCCUCCUUGGGGCCUGUUUAGAACGCCAUAUUCUCCUGUUAUUUACGUAAUAUCAACCAAAACUGUCGACAUCACUUUCCUGUCACCUUAGAUGGUGUACCUUCUUAAUUGCAGUGGAGUCUUACUAAAACGUGGGAUAAUUGAGUGACAGUGCACCUUUUUUAACACUACAAGAGUAAAGUAUAAAGUAUAAAGAAGGGGAUUUGGUAUGCCUUCAAGGCAUUUUAUACCCCUUGUCGCCGUUGAUCGUAUAAUUGUAGUGGAGCCUUACCAAAACGUGGGAAAACUAUCAUGAUACUGUCCCCUUUCGAAGUGACCCGGUGUCUAUUUUCCGCUCAGUUAAGGUCUUUAUAUUUUCGCUGUAUUUAAGCAGUGCAUCGUUUUUUUUUCCUAGGGAUACAUUCUUCAUUGUGAAAGACACGGAGGGCGAGCCCCACCAAAAGCUCACAGACCCGAUACAGGUAGGAACAGAAAAAAAGUUGAUCACUUUCUCACCGUUUUGAUGAUAGACCUGUUCGGCUAACUCAAUGUUGUACCCAAUUCAAACCCUUUGGGAAUAAAACGUUUUGUUUCAUUAAUUUCCAUAUCAUUUAAAUGUGAAUGCCACAUUAUAAUGCAAAUACAAUACACAAAGAAUCUUAUCCCCGGGAGAUUUGAAUUGGGUACAACAUUGAGUUAGCCGAAUGGGUCUAUUCAUUCAAGUUAGCAAAAACCACACUUAUAAAAUCAUGAUGAAUCGAAGUUCUUUCAAACUUUGUCGCGAUUCACCCCAUUUCGCUCACUUGUUUUCAAAUGUAGACGAACUUUCCUAGAACUGAGCGGACGUCUUAGGGACUCUGCAUUUGCAAUUAGAAGGAGAAAGAAACUUCUUAAUCGUGUGUCUGAGUCAUCCAUAAAACUUGUAAGCCAGUUUUCUUUUAGCUUUGUUCGGGGGCUAAAAAAGAGCUUGCCGCUUUAAAAUAUUUCCCUUCAGAUUCCUUGCAAUGAAGGCAUGGAAAUGUGCCCUCAAGUAUGAUGUAUGUGCAGAGAUGUUAUCAAGUUGCCUACUAAACCUAUUGCUCUUUAAUGAUCUUAGUGCUGUUAUCGUUGUUAUCCUUAAGCUCUCCUAUUAAAGUAAAGGCCAUUACGAAGGAUCGACUUGUAGAUUUUGAAGCUCAUUUGGUUGUAGGCAAAUGAAUUUUAGCUUAAAAUUGCCCAAUGAUGUACAAUUUAGUGUCACAAUUUCAAAGCUUAUAGUGUAAAUGUCUUUCGAGUUUUAUGAAGAAUCAUGUGAUCAAUACUUAAUGAACCUUUCCUUUCAGAAAACAUUGUCCGGAUUUCUGCUCUGGAUUUAUCCCCUUGGCAGUUACCUUGUCUGGUGGUAAGCGAGCACCUAAUUUUUUCAGUGAACUCUCCACUGGUAGUGAAUGGUUAGGAGACUCGCAACUUGAGACGUGAUAACUGUAAGAGUAGCAGUGAUUCACUUUCCAGUUCACCAAAACAGCAUCCGUGUUUUUGAUGGUUUUUACUGUGAAGGCUUACUUGUGUUUAUGCGCCCGUUUGCAAAGAGUAAACCAUGCAAACAUCCCGUUAUAAAAAUGUAAGCUUAUGAUGUCAGUCCAUAUGAAGCCUGUACAAUUAUCGUGGAAUUUUGCAGAGUAAACUUUUUUUCGGUGGUCGAAAUUAGGAACAAAAGUUAGAAGCAACGACAGGAGACAAUCGCGUUUUCAGUGUCAUCUGAUAUGAAAUUUUUUUUUAUAGCCUGUUUCAGGUUUUCAGAUAGUGGGGACGGUGCAGGAAACAGUGAGGGGGGUGGGGUGGGCUAACGCCUAGAAUAGGCUACCUACUCCUCUCUAAACCUUGAUAAAUUGUUGGCGGUUUUUACGGUAACCAUGUUUGUCACUGGGCUUGUUUUUUAAAAUUCAUUUUAUUUUUUCCUUUGUUAUCAGGCAGGAAGUGAAUCUGGUAGUCUUUGGCUCUUUAACAUCAAGAACGGUUGGUAUCAUCCUAAAAAAAUAAGCCACAUUAAAAAAGAUAUAGUUGACAGCUAAUCUCUUGAGAUCGCGAACCCAGUAAAUGAUUUAGGUCAUCAUGAUCUGCUACGUAGCUCACCGUUUGAGUGGUAAGACUGACCAACCAGUUCAGUCUCAAAUUUGCUGUGGCUGAUAAGCUUCUUAGGCGUCUCCGUUAGUUUGUCAAGAACCCUUCCGCAAUAUAUUUUUUUAACAUACUAAUUUACUUUGUGUUCAGUUUGCGUCAGUUUUAAGGGACCAUAUUACGUUGGUCUACUCAUGCCAAUUGCUCGGCUUUACUCACCAUGGAACUUAACAUUAGCAAAUUAAUUAGUACUUGUAUUUGACAAAUUCGCAUCUUCACGACAAGCACGUUUGUGAAAUUACAAACAACAGAGAAAAAUAAUUUUAAAACCAGUUAAGCUGAACCACAAAACACCGAUUGCGAUCCGUUUUAAUCUUCUUCGGUUUUGUCCAUCCUUGCCUUCUUUUGUAUUUGCUGUGUUAUUGUUAAACUUCCUUAAAUGUUUUACGUAGUUAUAUUUGUUUUCACUCAAUAGAUGGCCAGUUUCCGAUCAAGCGCGCUAAAGCUUGAUAUAACAUAAGAGAUAAACUCUGGAUUAGUAGGGGUUUUUUUAUCCUCCUUUUAAGGAUUAUCAUUGUGAAAGGGCUCUUAACAGGUGUUUUCAUUGCUUGUUCCCGCUUCGUGUACAAUUAUUUUUCUUUUCUUGUUUUCCUCUCUUUAUUCAGAAAAAUUCCCCUUCAGUGUGUCUGUUUCGCUGAACUCACACGCAAUACUGCAUGCAAUUUUUCCUUGUUUUCGCUGUUUUAAAUGUGAAAUUAGAUGCGUAGAGCUACAGAUCGAUGUACAAGUGCAAAAGUACAUUCGAACAUUGUUCUGACUUUGCCAAAUGAUCAUCGAGAUUCAGGUUAUAGGAAAACGAAUAUCUCAAAGCAGAAAUAUGUUUUGGGUUGGCAUGCCCUUAAAGCUUUUCAAUAUCUCAGUUGCUCAAGGAACGGCGAGUAGGCGACCCCGCCUUCUCGUAUAUAAGCAACGAAAAUUUUAUCUAGAAACAAGGUAUGAGCCGAGCCUAAGCCAGUCCGAUGAAGCGUGCCAGCCAUACUAACCAGCCUGCUCAACUCAUUUAAACAGUUCCUUUCAGACCUGAAAUCUCAAACUGAAGGUAAUGACAUCACAAGUAGUGUAGAGAAACUUUAUGUGAAAAGCUCUCCUAAGAAUGUGCAAUCGACAGAAGAUUUUAUCUUAAGAUUAUUGACGGUUAGAGCUUAUACACAAGGGCUCUGAAAAAGGUGCGGCAAAAAACUCAGGGAGAAGUAGUGUCGUUUAAAUCCCUAAAACUGUGUGUGGAAAACAGUGACAGGCUAGUUGAGUUCGAUAGGACUUUUGCCUUUUUUCUUUCGUUUGGGUCCAUGAUAAAACGCUUUUUAAAACUGUUUAUUCAUCUUUAUUGGAAAUUUCACUAGGAAUAAAACUGAGACGCGUUUAGAACGCAUGGAGAAAUUUUUUUUUGUAAGCGACUCGACAGUAGUUAUAACCUAUCGUUUGGAAAAACAGGAAAACUCCACAUUUGAUGACCUAGUUUUUUGUGCAUAUAUAUGUACAUGUAUAAAUGUAUAAAUUCAAUGAUGCAUUCAGUCUUCUUAAAAGAUUUUAGGUAUCAAAAAAAUGAUAGUUCCUGAUGAAGUUCGCACUUGCAAGCCAAGCAUACCGAACUUUUGUGUACCAGUAAGAUUAGUUCUGGAUAAUUCGUUAAUUACCUUCACUUUGUGUGAUCUGUUUUUAUUGUGAAAGCGCGGGUCAUAACAGCGUCUUGUUCAGUCCAUCGCUCUUUUCCGCUCCAGUAAGUGCUCAAUUAUUUUCCUGCUUUCUUUUCUUUUCUUUCGCCUUCAGUUUUUAUUCAAGCCAACACACCAAAUUGCACGCAACAUUCCGUUUUUUGGGGGAUAAUCUUCUUUGAAAAGUGCAAAAUUCAACAUUUUCCUUAAUGGCAAUUAUUUGUAAGUGGUAUCGCUAGAAAAGCUGUUGAAAGAAUCAGGAUUAGGAACCAGGAAAAAGAUAACAUCUCAAACUGGAAAAAAUGGAACGCUUUGAAAAUUUUGAAUAAUGUGAAGAACACAUAACUCCUUUAAAUAAAAACAACGUUUACUGUCAAACGAGAAGCUAAAACCCAAAUGCUGUAUUUUAAGGGUUCCUAAAGUUAAGAAUUUUUAUCUGGUGAAACAAACAUAUUCUUGUGCCAUAACGUGGCUUUUUGUGCUGAAAAUUGUACUCCGGACUUCAGUUUAUACAGAAAGUGCAGUGGACAACGUGUUCAAAACAUAAUUUGGUCGCCAACAUUUGAAUCUCACUCUGAUCACUGUUUCAUGUUCCUCCAUUCUUAUCGUUGUUAGUUAAUAAAUGAAAGGUGAUUUUCACCAUUUAAUCAAAUCAUCAUUUUGAUUUUCCCAGUUACCCCGUUUUGUUUUUUUUAAACUUCUAUCUCCGUAUUCAGUCGGCUUUUAAUAUCAGCUGUCUGAUCACAGUUGUAUUGCUUUUUAUGAUGAAAGAAGCAGCUGUUAUUUUCUUCAGGUGUAUAAUAUUUUUAAAAACAACCCUAAAUAUACUAGUUUGGUUUAUAUCCCAUUUACGAGAAAAUUUAAUUGAAAUUAGAGAAAGUCGCGUUUAACAGGAACGUUUGAAUAAAAGUAAUUUUUUUUUUCUGGUGGUAUUACUUUAUUUAUUUUGACAAUCAAAAGGAGGUUGUGGUCGCUAAUUGUUAGGCUAAGUUGGGGUUCAGUUAAAAAAAAGCGGAGGUGAGGGGUUUUGAAGGGGUUCAUUAGUGAAUUAUUCAUUCAUUAUUUUAUGCGAUUUAUAUUAACCCAAUGGGCGCAAGAUUAUACCAAUUGUUGCCCAAAAUAACUGAAUGUUGUUUUGUUGGCCAAAUAACCGAAUAUAUACUCGUAAAGAAAUGUAAAUUUUACGAGCAGCAAAGUAAAGCAUGAACAAAAACUAAACAUUUUCACUGACGACACGAACACAUUUCAUUCACUUCAAAAACCGAAGUAAGUUACAAGUCGCAUGCAGAGUACUGUGGAGGCGAUGAAUUCAAGCUACAGUACCCCUGCUGGAUGCAAGGCUGGUCCGGGGGUUGACCUCUUCUUUGCCAAAACUCUACAUCAGAUUUCCCCUUCGGGCCAAGCUUUCCUUAUCUUUCUCAUCGCCGUCAACAUCCUCAUCUUUCCUCUCACAGCAGUUUUGAACGCACUGGUGAUGAUCUCUGUAAAGGUGAAAUCCCGUCUGAGAGGCCAUAAAUCAAAUGUUUUACUGGCGCUCCUAGCUUUAAUUGACUUCUCCGUAGGGAUUCUAGCUCAACCUUGCUUCACGAUAGUGUCAAUAAUAUUCUUACUUGACUUGCCUUCGGCAUAUUGUGCAUGGCGACUUCUCAGACCAGUGAUGAAUUUUUUAGUUAUUGCUUCGCUUUUACAUAUGGUACUGCUGAGCGCGGAACGGUACGUCGCUAUGAAACAUUCUUUCGCCUACAUUACCCUCGUCACCGAAAGUCGUUUACUGACUGCCUCUGCUAUCAUAUGGCUCCUGUCCAUUGUUGGGCAAGUUCUUUCAGUACUUGACAUAACUGCCAUUGCACACACCAAUUUAAUAUUCAUUAUUUUAUCUAUUGGCUCAAUGGUUUACUGCCAUUUAACAGUUUACAUUGAAACUCGCAGACAUGAAAUACGACUGGCAUCGCAGCAAGUUACUCAAGAGGCAAGGCAGCAGGUUGAGAGAGAUACUAAAGCUUUUAAACUGACGUCGAUCAUUCUCGCUGUACUGGUAUUGUGUUUCAUACCUGUAAUAGUUGCCACAAUUGUGUGUUCAAGAUUUCACAAGGAAGUCACUGCGGAGACAAUGUAUUUACUUCACUCUUCUUCUGUUUCAGUAGCUUUCAUCAACUCGCUGCUCAACCCGAUUAUUUUUUCAGUAAGAAUCAGACAGUUUCGAGUCGCUUUUAUCGAGUUAUUAUUUAGAACUGUAAGCAUUGCUCAGGCUGAGCAAAUAGAGAUGCGAAUUUUCGGAGCGACCAACGCUGUGGCUGGAAUUCAAGCUGGACAAGUUCAGGAAGGACAAGAUCUGCAAGGAAAUAUGAACAUCGAUGACAAUCCGGCCAACAGAAACGACAUACCUCAAAUAGAAAUCGAAAACAAUGUUGUGGAACAACUAAACGACAACUAAAACUUUGACUUGUCUUUAGCGAAUGUAACUGUAGAGUACGCGGCUACUUUUACACUUCCCUGGAAACGGUGGAUAGAUGCAAGGAUACCUAGACACGUGGUCCUUCCUUUCAUAAGCUUUGCUCACUUCAGUGGCUUUAAGAAUGACAAAUAAACUACAAUCCUCGUCAAAAAUCUUGAAACCCUUGUGUGCGUUUCCCUUCCCCAAUGUUGAUUUGGGUAUUACAGUGGUCUCAGUGCUUCAAAAUACACGUGGCUCAAGAUUGGCGAACAAAAAGUGUGAGAAUUGUGAGAAGUAAAUCUCAAAAAUUGUCUAGAAAAUUCAAGAGAAACGGUGUCUGUUUCAACGAUUUGUGACGAGUAUUGGAGCCUUCUUAGCACCUUUGCCACGAGAGGCGUUUUUCCAAAAUGUUCCUCGCGCCAGCUACGCCGGACAGGCUACAAAUAAACAUAUUAUGUGUUUUGAGUGCAUAUCAAAGUGAGUACGCCGAUACUUAGUGACUGGGGGGUUACUCCUGGGAAUUCUUGGUACGGGUGUGCCGCCCGGUUUUCUAAAUCCUGACCCUUUUCAGACCAAAAAAAUGUCAUUUUCCACACCCAUUUUAAAACUUGGGGCCCCUUUUCUCGAAAGGACCGGUAACUUUUCUAGUCCGAAUGCAAAUUUUGAAUUCAAGACCAGAUAAAUAGUAGCACAGUUCCUAGCUCACAAACCAGUCAGUUUUGCUUCGUUUACUGAUACUUUCAUUGUAUCAUUUUCAAAAUUAGUGAAAAUUUGAUCUUGAAUGCAAACACGGGAAACAUAGUGAUCGGGACUUUCAAAAAAAACUUGUCCCUGGCCUCUAAGAAUCCAUACUGUUUUCAGACUAAGAGACAUGUCUAAGAAACCAUGUGAUCAUUGCUUAGGUUAGAACGCCAACAAAAAGAUUUCUCAGCUAUUAUGAAUUCGCAUAUUAUUCCUUUUUCUUAUUCAUUUGGAAUUGAAACGACAAAUACGUUCAUACACUCCCGUAGUUUCCUCGAAAACCAUACCCGAUUCCAGACCAAAAUGGGCAAAGUCUAUAUCUUUUUUCGGACAGAAACGGCGCAAAAACCAUACCCUUUGGGGCGGCACAUACCUGUAUCCACCUGAUGUCGAGGUUUGCUUCAAAGUGUCACACUGUUUUGCAGUUUUGCCGACAUUGGUUUCAAUAAAUCUCGAAAUUUCAUAUUUGACUUUAGUCAUUACUACAAUCUGGCAUUAGGUGUAUCACAAUGCCAUAAACUGUCGGUCAUUUUUAUUUAUGCACGUACACUGUAAUAAUAAGCCUGUUGAAUUUUGAUAAAUUUGUCCACUCCACGGUACGAGAGAAUUCUUGGUGAUUUGGUCAUUUGCCAGGAAUUCAUCUGGUAUAUUAAAUAAACAAAACGAAAGUAGAUAAGUCUUUUGCUGACUAAGAAAGAUCUUUUCCUAUUUGUAGUUGGUACUCCAGACAUAAAAAUUAUGUUUGGUUACAUAUCUUUUGCUAUCAAAUCCGUGUAUAUUACUUGUAUACUGGAACAUCCCAUUACAGUGGAAACUAGAUAUAACGGACCCUGAAUAAAGCGAAGUCCUCUGUACAACGAGCGAACGAUGUUGUUCGCCUCAGUAAUUAGUAAAAUGCAUGGAAAAGAAACUCAAUGUAACGAAAAUUCGGUAUAGCGAAAUCAGUAUAUUAUGGCACUCCCUUGGCCUUACGUUUUGUUCGUUAUAUCGAGGGUCCAUUAUUGUAAAUACUUUAUUCAAAAGGGCUAUACGCCAUGAGUAGGUGAUAAACAUUGUCCACUGUUAAAAUUUUAACUGAGGUUUGGCUUAUCUGUCUUUCUUCUGCAUAUAAGCAAGAGAGAGACAACAAAGAAAUUUCGUGAAACUGAUGUAAGAGCAAUGUAUUGACGGUAAUGAGGGAUGAAAUCGGCAAUAUUUUAGCGGUAUAAUCGACAAUAUGAUUUAAUCGGCAAUAUAAUAAGUGGUGUAAUCGGCAAUAUAAUCAGCGAUGUAAUCGGUAAUAUAAUCAGCAAUGUAAUCGGCACUAUAAUCAGCUAUGUGAGGAGAGAGAUUCCGGGUAUUCUUUACUGUUGUUGAGAAAUCAAAAGAUCGCUUUGGACGUCGGUAAAAGAAUUCUUGACCUUAAUAAAACAUCUUUAUGGAGGCGGUCAGCUACCGUGGGUCAUCCCUCCACGAUUUUUUAAGAAUUGCAGAAAUAAAUGCCUUGUAAUCAGUUGCUCAGUGACAAUAACGAAAUACAUUGCCUUUCAGUUCACAAGGUCACUCACUGAACUUCAUCACCUUCUUCAUACUAUCAGAGAUAAAACUGCAUUUUGUUGUAUUCAAACGCGCGUAUCAUCUCGAAAUGCAUUAUAACUUGUCGCGGGCGACAAGAGGAGCCUGCAGAGUAUUCUUGGUGAGCGGCAGUUUAUAAACUGUAUAGCGAGGUGGUCUUUCGGGUGCUAGUGAUGCAACAAUAUUUGUUCGAUUCGAAAACGCACGUAUUAAAUUCAGGUGUACACGUUAUGUUUUAAAUGCGAGACUUCUCGAUUCACCUUGUCGGCCGGAAAUCUAUUUACCAAGGGAAAUGAAAGUAGAGCGCUUCAGUAAAGUACGAGUGAUUUCAAAGUCUAUAAGAGCCUCUUCAUAUGAGGCCGGUUGACCGGGCUGGCUCGGUUACCGGGAUGAAUUUUGCCUUGGGUUCAUAUGAGAAAUUUCAGCCCAGUUUCCGAGAUGAGAAAAGGUCAAAGAUCCUGGGUACGAGUUGUGGCGCCAAAUUUGGGAAGCAAAGCAAACAUAGCGAAACAGAAAAAUUUUAACUUUCGGGCCUAUCUUAGCAUCGGUAACUCUUAAAGCUGUAUCACUGCAGUUAAAUGGGAUGCUUAUGAUGUGGAAAAUACAGCAGGCAAUGCAAGACGAUGCCAUCCGGACCGCCAGAAUUCAUCCCGCCAUUCAUCCCGGUAACCCGGAUGAAGUGUUCAUAUGGCAAAAUUUCCAGCCCGCUUAUCGAGAUCUCGGUUGGAAAAACCGAGAUCUUGGUAACCGAGCCAGCCCGCUCUCUCAUAUGAACACAUCAAAAAUUUUACAAAGGAUUUAGAGGUGAGGCGGAUCUCGGAAACCGGGCCAGCCGGGUCAACCGGGCUCAUAUGAAGAGGCCCUAAGUCCAUCCAUGUAAGUUAAUUCAGGUUACACUACAGUGCAUGGUUUUUAUAUUUCUAUACGUUUCCAGGCAUGUUACGUCGCUUGUCAUCUGAAAGCUUCAAACUUUUUUCAUGAUUUUCUAUUACAUUUCAACGACCUUUGGUCAUUGAACACGGACUGGUAAUCGGAUUGAAUAAUAAGACUUCAAGUAGUCAUGACUGUACACAUUCGACGUUGAGCGUUCCUUAUGUCACGUGUUACUGUUUUCAUUGUAUUUUUGCCUGCGAAUACAACCUUCUCUCCUAGCUUCUCACUUUUCGCAGGCUAAUUGUAUCUAAGCCACUGUAAAUAAAAUCGUUGAAUUCAAUGAGUCUUGUUUACUGUGUUCCUAAGUUGUUCAGUUCAGUUUCCACGCCCUCAUGAUCCACCGUGAUUUCUUUUGUUCACACUGGAACUAAAAAGGGUUUCCCUGAUUCACGUACACAAUUAUGAAAGCGGCUCCCAACAUCAAUCGCACCUGCAAGGUAAAGGUACUUGUUCGCCCGCACUUCCUAACCUUUGGUUACUGCUAGUCUAGCAUGUAAUUUUACCUUUUGUCUUUAUUAAUUCGAUCUUUUUUGCGAAGUACAAUCAAAACGUACAAGUACAAUCGUAACCUUAAAAGAGUAAUUCGAUGUACCUAGUUUGUUUUGAGUUAAUAAAAGUUAAAAUUGUAGAAAGUGGUGUACUCCUGUUGCGUUUCUUGUCGUAACAAAAUAUUGAGUAUAGUUUAUUGACGGAUGAUUGGCCAUUGAUUUGUCGGUAAAAUGUUAUUGUAGUGUUACUUGUCAGUGUAGGAAAGGCGCAGUAUUUUUUUAACCUAUUUCAGCCUAUUGAAGCAUAAGUACUAGAACUGAGUGCAGACUGACUGGUCUUAGCCACCUUGAAAAUGUAUGGCUCAAAAUCUCUCGUUUUCUGAUUGACUGAAAGAAAGGGAAAAAAUACGAAUGGAAAAGAAACCAGAAAAACCAAACCCACCUUCUCAAAUUGUCAUCGUGAAAAAGCCAAAACUUGUUGUGAGUUAUGUUUGCUAAUUGAAUGAAAGACUUCAUCGAAGUUAUAGAUGCAACUUAUGCAGUUAAAAACGAAAGCCUGAAAAAUAAUUCAGGCUUAGUGCACGGAACUCGAACCCUUGAGGAACUUUCUUUGCACGCUUUUGACCCACUCUGCGAUACCUGUGCAGCGCCUCUACCAGUUAAGCAAACAAGCCAUCUGGGAGCAGGCCAUUUAGUUAGUUCGGUAUCAUAAAAACCCAUGAAAGGAUGACGACUUUUUCAGGCUUUAUUUUCGCAACUGCAAAAGUUGCGUCUAUAACUGGGAUGAUAUCCUUCCAUUUAAUUCUUCACUCCGCAGUUCCUAUCUAUGAUUUUCGUAUAUUCUUUAUUUCAUAAUUAUAUUUCCUGAUAUCUGCUGUGGCCAACACAUUUUUAUCGGAAUCCAUUGUGGUUCGCUGGAAUGUCCAAAGCUUUUGUGAUUGGCUAAACUAAUUACGUUGAUUUUAAAAACCGUGUUAUCGAAAACUUAUACUACUUUGGCCUCUUCUUGGUUUUAUUUAUCAGAAUUACCUCUGGUCAGUUGGCCCGCAUCUACGGGCGGCAAUGGAAUAAUGUCAGUGCAGUGGUCUCGUAGCCGGCCAAGUGUUUUUUAUGUGCUGGAUUUAAAUUCAAAUCUUUACGUUUGGUAAGGCUCUUGUUUAUUUUAUAAGAUAAAAUAAGCUGUUACUUGUUGAACGACCGCGGACCCCUCAGACCCCGCAAAUUUAACAUGGGAAUAGAAGCGGUUUGCUCAGUACUCAUCUCCGUGGUACGCCCAAGAAAAUUUGCAUCAAGGUCACCUUCGAGUCAAACGAAUAUUGGUUUUUAAAUUACAAAGGGGAAGAACAAACACUUUACUAUUGAUCCAUUAACGUGCAGUAGUUGGUAGCUGGUAUAACAGUGUAACCAUCAAGUUCGAACACGUAAGGCUUAUUGCAGUGUUUGUUACAUGUUAUUAAAACUUGUAAGAUGUAGCUGUUAAGGAUUGAUGUCGGACAAACUGAACUGUUUCCGUUUUCUUGUGACGAAGUGAACCUUUGCCCGCGGACGUUUUCAAAAUUUGCUCAUAGAAAAAUAGUUUGUGGGCAACUUUGCUCCUGACUUUCUCCCUUUAGGUUAUUCUUUUUUCAUGUCGCGAGUUUUCCUUUCUUUGGGUGCUAGAUUCAUGAGAGUAACUCUUGACUACUUACAUAUCUUGAAUAAAAAGUUCAGUUCUUUCUGAUUCUAUACCUAGGGAUUUACUUAAGAGUGAUCAAGGUCCAGUUGCUGUAGAGAAAUUUAAACAUGGACGGUAAGUGAGAAGAACGUUCUUAUCGCUGUUGCUUUUUUUACAUAUGACAUUAACUUUUUUUUGUAAUCCAACCGAUGAGUCAGUACUUAAUGUAUCAAAUAAGAGGAAGAGUGUUUCGUCAUAUUCUAACGGUAGCAAUUUGUGGGUUGGGAAAAAGAAAAGCGAUAAGAACAUUUUUUUAAAUUGCUCUUAAUUGUCUUAAUCUGUUUGAGUGUUUUAUAUAGCUUCUAAAGUGACCAAUAAUGCUUGAAGAAUUUCAACGCUAAAGUAUGCAUUUGAUAAUGUUGUGGUAGUAUCUGGUAUCCACUGAUAACUUCUUGAUGUCCUUUUGUACGCGGAUGAUUAAUGAGUUUAACAAUGUCAUCUGAAAUAGAUUACGUUUUCACGAACAUAGAUCAGCGUGUUUUUAAAUUCCCGAAAACGCUACAUUAUUUUUGCUCAAAACGCCGGUGGGGUCUGUGCCAUUUUUCCAACACGACUGUUUCCGCCAUGUUUUUCGUUUCGUUUGGGGCCACCGUUGCGGUGCACCUUGUAGUCUCCACUGGAAAACCCAGUUGAAACCUUACUCUCUCGCAUUUGCAGGUAACGAAAAACCAAAAAGGUAAUAAGUUUAAAGGUACCGCUCGGUCAUUACCAGGGACAUGAGAGUUUUAUAAUCGUUUAGCAUCCCGCGACACGUUUUAAGCAUCUUGCAGGAUGUUUCUCUUAAGAACCUACUAAAUGGUCACGGGGUGCUUCCCCACCCCCACCCCCUCCUCCAAACACUGGUUGAGUCUCCAUGAGACUGAGAUCUUUUCUUAUUAUUUUUGGUUCAAUUUCAUGUAGAGUCGCGUGUUUUGAGCUGUCCAGUGACUAUUCAGCUUCGGGGAUUGGUAUCCCGGGUAGAAAUCCCGAGCUGGUAAGAAACUGUGUAACCUCUCUUCUUCAAACUUAAGGAAACAGAACACCUAAGCUCUUGUUGGCGAAAGAGUACCAACAGUGAUAGUUUCAGCGUUAACUUUCCUCUCGUUUUUGUUUUAAUGCAGUUAUAAAAACAUAUAAUCGUUUUAGCAUAGACAAUGCUUCAGUUCAGCCUGACAGUCGCAUGAGUCUUGAAAGAGGGGAACCUGAUCCCGCUUUCCUCGUUCCUUUUUCACGAUAAUUCCGCAUCUCGAACUUAUUUCAUCGAUAUUCCAAAUAUCAUUUUCAAUCUCAGUCCGAAUCCAUGCUCAAAAUUUUGGCCGAUCCCGCGUUCCGGGUAGCAGUCAAAUCCCGUAUUUCGUCAAAAGUUUCUCGAUUUACGCGCUGUAUUUUGUUCAAAUCUGGGAUCCCGGGAAUAUUCUUCCAUACCGUGUGAACUCGGCUUACAGGCCGAUAAGUGUAUGGCAGUUGCGAUUCACAAAAGUGAAUACUGAAUUAACGCACACAAGCUUUAUUAUCGAUAAUUGUUCAAAUUAGGCCCUGUCACUGGCAGUUUUCAAUGUUUACGAGGACUGCGACGUUCAAAUCUUCCUAUGGUUAAGCAAGAAAAACAAGUUCUUGGGGAUUCUGUUUUCGUGAUCAGUCUUAACCACAUUAAAUUAUCAAUGGCAAUAUUUAGUGGCUCCAUUUCUCAUUAGCAGUCUGUAAUUUGCUUCUUUGUUUUUUAGGUCUUGGUUUUCGAAAGCGGUGUGGUGGAAAUUCAUAAAAUUAGCAGUCUUUUCUCCAGUGCGGCUGGCGAUGAACUGGAUAGAUUUACUAGUUAUCUUGAUAGCGUAUUAUAAAUUACAGUCCUCUAAUUAUUAAAACAAAUUAUACGCACAGGCACCUACGUUUUACAAAAGACCGAUAAUCUCCACCUUAUCUGCCCUAGCGCCACACAUGUACUGCCAAAAUAUGUGUGGGUCUACACUGAAAUUGGUUCACCCCUGCAUAUAAAUAGUCAGAAAUGUUACAUAAAAACGCUUUAAAGACAGGAAAACAACUGUCAAGAAAGAAUUGGAUCCGAUCUCUAACGAUGAAAUAAUAUGACUUAAUGUAUACACGAUUCUGUGGAAAACCGUGCUACUAGCCGUGAACAGUAUUAGCGAAUGAAACAGCACCAAAGGCAAUUACUAACGCAAAAGCUUUCAUUUUAGUAGUUACACUAUAAGUAGCUAAUCCAGAAACUUUAACUAAGUCAGUGUACAGCAUGAUAAUCUGCACCACGCUGCUCCGUAUAAUGGUCACUCAUCUGUAAGAUUUCACACUGGAAAACGACUCAAGAUUUUACUUUAUUACCGUCACAAACAAGCGGUAGAGCAUAGAUCACAGUUACUAGUAAAAUGUAUUUCUUAUUUUCGGAUAGUGCCUCCUAGAAAAAUUUGUGUACAGUUGAUUGUAUGGUUUGUACAUUAGGUCAUAAGUCAGACUACUCGCACUUAGUCUUGAUUUUCAUUGAACCGCUGAGGAGGCCCUUAAAACUCCAAUUGUACGCGU
This is a messenger RNA of Porites lobata, 43873 nucleotides long. The record is from the annotation of a GenBank genome assembly. Lineage: Eukaryota; Metazoa; Cnidaria; Anthozoa; Scleractinia; Poritidae.